Teleopsis dalmanni is the source of this 802-nucleotide messenger RNA. RefSeq names its product N-alpha-acetyltransferase 40 (gene Naa40). Lineage: Eukaryota; Metazoa; Arthropoda; Insecta; Diptera; Diopsidae. Bases 186 to 782 code for a protein of 198 amino acids. Gene Ontology annotation, cellular component: nucleus. The record is from RefSeq and is a predicted model, not a curated record. Gene Ontology annotation, molecular function: protein N-terminal-serine acetyltransferase activity; histone H4 acetyltransferase activity; histone H2A acetyltransferase activity. The transcript is spliced from 3 exons.
AUUGCUUUUUAAAGUGCAGUGUUUAUUAAGCAAAUGAAUAAAACUGCAUAAAAGUUAACAAGGAAUUUAAAUUCGAUAUAUAAAUACUUUACCAAUAAUAACUUUGUUUGCUUUUAAGCAUUGUUUUAUAAAAAUCUGUUUUAAAGUAUAUUAUUUACUGCCCUUCGUUUUGCUCUCAAAUCGAUAUGCCCAAUAUUGAACCUACAACUGCAGAACAGCAAAAAUGUGUGGAAAAGGCAAUAAAAGUAAAGAAUCCUCUUCUAUACUUAGGAGAACUACAGUAUCAAUAUAAUACCGAAAAUUAUACGUUUUAUUGCCGCACCAAAGCUGAUAUGAAUUCAAAGGACCUUAAGUGGGCUUUCAAACUAGCAGAAACAAAUGUAUCCCAAUUUUACAAGGAACUUAAACUUGGUUGGCAACCGAAGGUAAAACAAACAAGCCUUAAUAAAAACUGGGCUCGUUACUUGGUAGCUAAAUUUAAAGACACACCUGUUGCAUACGCAAUGUUCCGGUUCGAUAUGGACUAUGGAAAUAGUGUAAUAUAUUGUUAUGAAAUGCAAAUUGAAACUGCUUAUAGAAGAAAGGGGCUAGGAAAAUUUAUGAUGGAGACAUUAGAGAAUUGUGCUAAACAUUGGCAAUUGGAAAAAGUAAUAUUAACCGUAUUGAACAACAAUAUUAAUGCGAUGUCUUUCUUUAAAACAAUUGGAUACAUUCUAGAUGACUCUUCACCAGACGUAUUGGAAAAAGCGGAAUAUAAAAUAUUAAGCAAAUGCACUUUGUAAUUUAUAAGAAUAUUUAUUUG